AUGGGGCGUCAAGGAGAAGUCCCACAGGAUUUCAAGGACGCCACAAUCGUCCAUCUUUUCAAGCGGAAGAGCAAUCACCAGCUCUGCAACAACCACAUAGGUGUCUCCUUGCUCAUCAUCGCCGGAAAGAUCUUCGCUCGCAUCCUUCUCAACCGUCUGAACAACCAGCUAGAACAGGGUCUCCGGCCGGAAGGGCGGCGCGACUGCUGCCGUCAUCGCGGGAUCACCGACAUGAUCUUCGCCGUCCGCCAACUACAGAAGAAGUGCCAGGAGAUGCGAAUGCACCUCCACUCCACUCUCGUGAAUCUGACGAAAGCCUUCGGCACGAUGAACCGCGAAGGACUGUGGAAAAUCAUGCAGAAAUUCGGCUGUCCCAAGCGAUUCAUUCAGACGGUGCGUCAGCUCCACGAUGACAUAAUUGCGCGCGUCACAGAUAAUGGAGCCGUCUCAGAGGAAUUCGCAGUGACCAACGGAGUGAAGCGGGUCUGCGUCCUCGCGCCUACCCUCUUCAGUCUCAUGUUCUCUGCCAUGCUGAUGGAUGCCUAUCGUGACGAACGCCCAGGGAUCCGCGUCACCUAUAGGACGGACGCCACCUCCUCAAUCAGCAGCAGAUAG
This is a messenger RNA of Spirometra erinaceieuropaei, 615 nucleotides long. NCBI's taxonomy places the organism in Eukaryota, Metazoa, Platyhelminthes, Cestoda, Diphyllobothriidea, Diphyllobothriidae. The record is from the annotation of a GenBank genome assembly.